Alternaria postmessia is the source of this 732-nucleotide messenger RNA. RefSeq lists its product as uncharacterized. Gene Ontology annotation, biological process: chromatin remodeling. Bases 1 to 732 code for a protein of 243 amino acids. Gene Ontology annotation, cellular component: Ino80 complex. NCBI's taxonomy places the organism in Eukaryota, Fungi, Ascomycota, Dothideomycetes, Pleosporales, Pleosporaceae. The transcript has a single exon. The record is from RefSeq and is a predicted model, not a curated record.
AUGACCACGAAAUCACCAAAGACCCUCGUCGUCACACUCAAGCUGUCACCAGACCACCUGAACAAAUUCUCACGCCAGCCUACACCACCACCCAAGGAAGAGGCCAAGCCAUCUCCGCCAACGCCUGCGCCGCAAAUCAACGAACCCACGCCUGCUGCCACACCCGCCGACUCAACCCCCAACAUGGACGGAAGCACGCCCUCGUCGCUUGCUCCUCCCGCCGCCAAGAGGAAGGGCCCAAAGCCCGGUAGCAAGCGGAACGCCGCGCAAAUGGAGGCUGGUUCGAGCGCCGCGACACCGCCCAAGCAACCCAAGGCCAAGCCAGGGCCAAAGAGGAAGAAGAUGGGCGACAUGAUCAACGACCCCAACUCCAAGGGGCCCUUCCCAACACCCGCAGCCAUCAACAAGGCAGGUCCCAAGGCAAACCUGGGAGCCAUCAACGAGCGCCUGCGCGCCCUCGACAGGUCAGGGGCCAAGUGCCGUCGAUGGGAGAAGAAGGGAUUCCAGGUCCGCAGCUUCACCGGCGUCAUGUGGCAAGUGCCUACCUAUCAGCCAGGCCGCAAAGGCGCCUUUCCCGACGACGUCAAGAGCGACAGCACUGGCACUAGCGACUCCAAGCUGAAGGACGAGAGCAGCGCAAUCAGCGACAAGAGCGGACUCAACGGUGACAGUACACCGGUGCCGACAGCGAUGAACGGCAUGGCAAGCUCUCCCGCCCCUAUACCCGCUUGA